AUGACCGACAUCUCUUGCCGCGGUGCCCAACCGGCUCUUGAAGCGGCCAAAGUCCUAGAUGUCGCGGGGAUCGCCCACGUCUGUGUCGGCUGGCUGGCAGUCGCUCUGCUCGCAUUCGAUGCAAACCUCGGGGAAGUCGAGCUCGUCGUCCGCGACAAGGACUUUGCAGCCGCGCGGGCAUCGUUGGUCCAGGGGGGAUUCCGUCUCUGCGAGGACGCCCAGUGCCGGGAGCUCUGUGACCGUCGACCUCCCCCCCUCGAGUCCCAGGAGCAGCUCUUCUCCCUGAACGAGUGUCAAGACUUUUUCGCCCCAAACGCCUCCCACCUGAUCGCCUCGGCCCAUUUCCACCUCGGCGCGCAGUACAGCCAGUGCACCGUUCUGUCCCUGUACAAGAAGAGCGAGAUCCUGCGGUGGAUUCCCGUUCUCGAAGACGAUCCCGGAAAGGAUGACCCCAGCCUCAUCUGGCUUUCCAACGAUGCCCCCCGGCUGCCCCCGGCACGUCCCGACGGACCUUGCGGCCCAUGGAGGCACGCGCAGGCGGUUCGACUGCUGAGCCCGGCGGCCUUCUGCGAGCUCCUGCUCUUCCUAUACUGUCGGGACUGCUCGCACGUCGGACUCCGUCAGUUUAGCUGCCGCGCAAUGUUUGAGCGUUGCGCCGGCCACCAAAUGCGCCUCGACAGGCGGUUGAGACCCGAUUUCCAGGAGGUUUGGGAGUCGAUGGUGGACUUCUUCGCGCAUAAGAUAGGCCCCAGGGAUCCCUUCCCGGCCCUGCAUGCACUUCGUAUGCGCCUGAUCGCGGCCGAGGAGAUUCUGUAUGAAGAGAUGCCCCAGGUCGACGAGGAUGCCAUCCGUUAUUGA
Messenger RNA from Aspergillus mulundensis, 858 nucleotides. RefSeq lists its product as uncharacterized. The transcript is spliced from 2 exons. Bases 1 to 858 code for a protein of 285 amino acids. The record is from RefSeq and is a predicted model, not a curated record. Lineage: Eukaryota; Fungi; Ascomycota; Eurotiomycetes; Eurotiales; Aspergillaceae.